AUGUUUUUUUCCCAGGCCACCACGGCGCCUCCCAAGCAGAAGCCGGACCCGGUGACGUCGGAGACCGUGGUGAUCUGGGGGCUGCGCCUGUGGCAGGUGGUCGGAAUCUUCGCCCUCUUCGUCCUCUCCAUCAUCAUCACCCUGUGCUGCAUCUUCAAGUGCCGGAUCCCGCGCACGCGGAAGGAGAUCGAGGCGCGCUACGCCCAGCGCCAGGCGGCCAAAACCUACGCCGACAAACUGGAGGGCGUGCCGCCCCUGGGAGAGCUCACCGAGAUCCCCGGAGCUCAGGCUGCGGAAGAAAAAAAAGAGGAAGAAGUUCCCACCGUGUCCGGAAAAGUGGACAAGGCUCAGGGAAAGAAGGAUGGAUCCAAAGAUUCCAAGAAAAAGGACGGGGACAAGGAGCAGAAGGAAGAAUCCAAAAAGGAAGGGAAGGACGGAGCCAAAAAAAAAGAUGGAGAAAAGGGGGAAAAGGGGGAAAAAGGAGGAAAAGAGGAAAAAGGAGGGAAAGGAGAAAAGGGGGAAAAGGAAAAGGGGGAAAAGGGAAAGGACACAAACGACAAGAAACAGGGGAAAAAGGGGGAAAAGGAAGGGGAAGCUGGCGCCAAAAGCGAUGGAAAAGCCGGCGGGAAUUCCAAAGCAAAGAAGAAGUGA
Zonotrichia leucophrys gambelii is the source of this 651-nucleotide messenger RNA. RefSeq names its product transmembrane inner ear (gene TMIE). NCBI's taxonomy places the organism in Eukaryota, Metazoa, Chordata, Aves, Passeriformes, Passerellidae. The transcript is spliced from 3 exons. The coding region runs from base 1 to 651 and encodes 216 amino acids. Gene Ontology annotation, biological process: sensory perception of sound; inner ear morphogenesis. The record is from RefSeq and is a predicted model, not a curated record.